Messenger RNA from Rotaria sp. Silwood1, 1863 nucleotides. Lineage: Eukaryota; Metazoa; Rotifera; Eurotatoria; Philodinida; Philodinidae. The record is from the annotation of a GenBank genome assembly.
AUGUUCUCACAAAAGGGAAAACCUUUAGUGAUAUAUGAUGGCUUUAUUUAUACAUUAGAACGACAAACAACAAUAAAAUGUAUUUUUCGAUGUCAAGAUCGUGAUUGCAAAGCUCGAUGUCAUACAAAUCUUACUAUGGAUUCAUUUUUGUCGGAACCAACCAAACAUUCUCAUCCUCCAAAUCCAGAACGCAUUCCAGCACUUGAACUUAAAACCGAAAUCAAAAUUAAAGCAGCAACAUCCGACGAAGCUUCAAGCUCAAUCUCGCAUUCUUCAAUGCGAUCGUUGCCUUUAAAUGCAGUUAGCAAUUUGCCAAAGGAUGAUUCAUUAAUGAGAAGUAUUCGACGACAACGUUCAUCACCAUAUUCUGAUCCAAAUAGUCGUUUACCUGACAAUUUAAGAAAAACAGAUCGUGGAGAAAAAUUUAUAUUAUAUGAAGAUAAAGAUAUGAUUAUUUUUACCACAAGAACCAAUUUAUCUUUAUUGAAAGAAUGCAAGCAUUGGUUUGUAGACGGGACAUUCAAAGUGUGUCCAAACGAUUUUUAUCAAUUAUUUACAGUACAUGCAUUAUUGACGUCGACGAUCAUUCCACUUGCUUAUGUGUUAUUAAUUGGCAAAAGUGCGGCUGAUUAUACGAAGUUCUUUCAAAAACUUUUGGAAGUGGAUGAUUUUGCGCCUGAAUCAAUACUUAGUGAUUAUGAAUCAGGCACAAUCAAAGCAAUUAAAGAUUUUUUUCCUAAUGCAAUACAUAGGGGCUGUCUUUUUCACUUUGGGCAAUGCGUUUGGCGUCAUAUCCAAGACAAUGGCUUAUCAAAAAAAUAUCAAGAUGAUGAAAAUUUUCGUUUAAAUGUGAGAAAACUACUUUCUCUACCUUUUGUUCCAGUUGUUGAUGUGGUAGAAGCAUUUAAUCUAGUUGCUGAUAAUUUCGACGAUGAUGGUGAUACUCUCCUCGAAUACUUUGAAAAAACAUGGAUUGGUGAGAAGAAAAAACGAGGAGCCGGAAGAAAGAAACCAAAAUUUAAUUAUGAAUUAUGGAAUGUAUAUGAACGUGUUAUCAACAAUCUUCCUAGAUCCAAUAAUUCAGUAGAAGGUUGGCACAACGGAUUCGCUAAUCGUGUAUCCAAUGCUCAUCCUUCAACAGCAAAACUUGCUGAUAAAAUUCGUCGAGAGCAAUCAAAGUUUGAAAUUGAUAUUGAAAGAAUUAAUCAAGGACAUGAACUAAAAAUGAAAAAAACAAUUUAUCGAAAACUUAAUGAAAGAAUGGUACGUGUUGUCAAUAUCUAUGAUAAGAAUCAACUUGAUCAAUAUUUGAAAAAUGUCAGUGCCAAUGUAAUAGUUUAAAAAUUAUUUACUAAGUUUCUUUCCUCUGCAUUUUUAUAUGUAGAACCCUUCCUUCUUUUUAUAUGUUCUGUGUACGUUUUAUUUCACUUUUUUUUUCUCUCUCUCUCUUCUCAUUUCUGGUACUGUUAGGAUCUUAGGAUCACAGUUAUUACAUAAUAAAAAAAAAAUUAUUUACUAAAUUUUUGUAGACAAUGAUUUGUUGAUUCGUUGUUAUACUUCUAGAAUAAUAAAUAUUUCAAAAGAACGGAAUAGUUGACAUAUUGGAAAAUGAAAACUGAAUUUCUUAUCUAUUAUUGUAGAAUACAAAAUUUGACGAUUGCAAGAUUUUGUCCAUGCGACUAUUUGUCCCUACAACGUUUUGUCCUGCAACGUUUUGUCCCUACAACGUUUUGUCCUUACAACGUUUUGUCCCUACAACGUUUUGUCCUGCAACGUUUUGUCCUUGCAACGUUUUGUCCAUGCAACUAUUUGUCCGCAACGUUUUGUCCGCAACGAUUUGUCCGCAACAAUAUGUCCGCGACU